Messenger RNA from Dicrocoelium dendriticum, 1443 nucleotides. The record is from the annotation of a GenBank genome assembly. NCBI's taxonomy places the organism in Eukaryota, Metazoa, Platyhelminthes, Trematoda, Plagiorchiida, Dicrocoeliidae.
CAUCUUUGUCCCAUCAAUGAGUGAAAGCAACGAGUCAUCCAUUCCGUUGGAUCAAAGCAUAGAAACCACUCUUGAUUCUCUUUCGUUAUCGGAAGAUGCUCGUUGUACAUGUCAUCAAAGCGUGCCGCACCAUGAGAACUCUCAGAGUGACCCUGGUGCUUAUGAAGAGGUAGAUUAUGAUUUUGUGCCGACACCAGAUGCAGUGUAUGUGGAACAAAUGCGUCACCAAGCAGCCAUAAGGAAGGCACUGGACCAGCAAACCCAGAUACUUUAUGAACAGUAUGCCAGGGAGCAGCAUCCGAAGGAUCCCGAACAACAAAAAGAUCUCGUUUUGAAGAUGCAAGAACAGUAUUUCAAUCACUACUUGACUGACAUCCAGCCAUACAUUUUAUCCCACCGUCAGCAACAACUGGAGAAGUUAUCUCUUACACACGAGCUGAGCGAAGAGGAGACAUCAGGGAUGAAAAAGGACCAAUUAAUCAAUGCGUUACCACUGCUUCCUGCCAUCAUUUGGACUCGCAAGGAUAUACGAGAAUUCAAGCAGAGGAUUUUGAAAACUGACCCCCAGUGCUGCAUCAAAAUUGGAUCGCUAUCUACUGCUGUAAUUCGCGUACCAACUCAUCCAGACGGCAGCUCUGUUUUCUGGGAGUUUGCCACGGAUCAUUAUGACUUAGGAUUCGGUUUGUAUUUUGAAUGGAAUACAGAACCACAAAGCAACGUUUCAAUAAGCAUAGCAGAGUCCAGUGACGAAGAGGAUGGAUACGAGGACGACGAUUCAACUGGGCGUACCGACGCGCUCCGCGGCCACGGAGAUGCUGGAAAUCAGAGUGAUGUCGAAAGUGGUCAAAAAAGUUCCGAUCCUCAGCUGCCUACGGAUGAAUUGAUUCCCAUUUACAGACGAGAUUGUCACACGGAAGUAUACUGUGGUAGUCAUCAUUAUCCUGGUAUCGGUGUUUACAUCUUCAAGUUUGAUAAUUCUUUCUCAUUGUGGCGUUCGAAGUGGCUUUAUCACUCAAUUUACUACUCUUCAUAGCACCAUUCCGUCUGGUGGUCCAGCUCCUCCUCCUCCUGUCCCUAGUCAUUGUCGUCGCCAAAGCUAACUUUUAUUCUGAGCUCCCCAUUUUGAACCGGCUCUCCUCGCCGUUGUCUGUUUUGUCAUUCUACUUCUCAUUUGAUACUCUUGACUUCAUGUGUUUCAUUUCAACGUUUUAUCUCCCUGCACCAUCGGGCCAGCAUCACUCGCUCGCUGCAUUUGUUUUUUCUCCAACUGUAAUUCAACUGUUCAGGCAAUUUGCUUAUCCUGAUAGACACUAUCGUUUAAUGUGAUAGUUGCUUUUAUACAUCCAAUCUCCACACUUUGACGUUGCACUUCCAAUCGAUCACAUUUUCUUGAACCCCACAUCCAACUGAGACAUUCUGAAUAAAUAUAUCUGAUAUUACCUU